UGUUUUUUUUAUAUAUAUAUAUACUUUUUAACAUUUUGUUCAUAACAAUUAACAAAUCAUUCCAAUUUACAUCUAUUACAAGUGUGACAAUCCUGAAUUGUUGGACAAUAGCAUGGACAGUCAUUCUCACAUGGAUUUUCUUGGGCACAAAAUACUCGGUUCAUCAGUUUGUGGGUUCGGCUAUUUGUGUGGCCGGCCUCAGCCUAGUCUUCCUUUUUGAUGCAGGGGUGGUCAGUGGAGGUGGUUCGAUUCCUGUUUUGGGUGAUUGUCUUGUAAUUGCAGGCUCGUUUUUUUAUGCAAUAAACAAUGUUGGAGAG
This is a messenger RNA of Striga hermonthica, 317 nucleotides long. NCBI's taxonomy places the organism in Eukaryota, Viridiplantae, Streptophyta, Magnoliopsida, Lamiales, Orobanchaceae. The record is from the annotation of a GenBank genome assembly.